Messenger RNA from Scophthalmus maximus (turbot), 2048 nucleotides. It is a transcript of the gene mvb12a, whose product is annotated as multivesicular body subunit 12A. Lineage: Eukaryota; Metazoa; Chordata; Actinopteri; Pleuronectiformes; Scophthalmidae. Gene Ontology annotation, cellular component: cytosol; ESCRT I complex. Bases 158 to 1018 code for a protein of 286 amino acids. Gene Ontology annotation, biological process: receptor catabolic process; regulation of epidermal growth factor receptor signaling pathway; viral budding. The record is from RefSeq and is a predicted model, not a curated record. The transcript has 10 exons.
UCGCCCCGUGGUGUGACGGGAGUUGGAGUCGGCAUGGAUUCACUACUUCCUGCUUUGACGAGGAACACCGAGACACUUCGGCUGAUCGCUAAAAAAAAGUUGUUUGCCUGUGAAAACCAAGACACGUCGAACAGACAGAAGUGGCCGCGGACACGAAAUGUCCCUGAUGGAGCGUGGGGGAGUCCGGCCAAUUACGGCCGUGGCGUGGACGUCCAACACCAGCACCUGCCCCAAAGACUUCACCAUGAUCAACAUCACAGAGGACGGAGCAGCAGCGAACUUCACACGCAGCUUUGCGAUGAAGUCGGGAUAUUACCUCUGUUACAGCAAGGGCCUGGCAGGCGGCAUGGUCGUUUCCGACAUUCAGCUUCUCUCAGACAAAGAGGCAAUUCCUCAUGGUCACUGCUUUAUCGCUGAGCACCUUGAACCUAAGGCCAAUGUUUCAAAGAAGAAGCGUGUGUGUGUGCGCGUCGUCCCAGUCGGCAGCGUGGACACAGCUGUGUUGGAUAUCAAACUGACAGCAAAAAGCAAAAUGAUGCUGCAGCAUUACACAUACGUGGGAGACAUCAAUGGCUACGUGUUGUGGUGCAGAAAGGGACCCUUUUCUAACCCCAUGCCGCAGGCCAAACCUCGCAGUGUGAGCUUGGACAUACGCAAACUCUCACUGGAGCAACCGGUGCCUCCCCUGCCCCUCAGACCCAGCAACCCUCCUCCUCUGCAUGGUAAACUGAGUCACAGACGCCACAGCCUCCAACUAAAGGACAACUCGGACAAACCUGCUGACAGCAGUGUCCAGGGAAUCACAGCUCUGGACGGAGUUCCCUUUAGUCUGCACCCAAAGUUUGAUGGCCAGGCCAACGGGACAAAUCCUCAGCUGAACUCUCAAUUAAACAACAUUCGUAUCAAGUCUCUCCAAGACAUUGAAAACGAGUAUAACUACACUUUUGCUGUGGAGGAAUCUGCUGCCAAGAGGACCAGACCCUCACUGCCAGCAGGAGGCUCCUCUUCUGCUCAGUGAUGUUUGCACUCGGUCAAAGCAACAAUAUCAGAGUUUCCUGUGGUGCUCUUUCCAAAGCGAGGAUGAUCAUGCCUACAUUUAGGUUCACAUGGCUUUUAAGGGUUUUGUUUGUAAAAUAAUCUAUCAUAAUGGAGUUGAAAGGUCACCUGAGGGCACUACCAUUCUACAUGAGACAAACAAUCAUGUUAGUCAUGUCAUCAUGUUUUCACCUACACUACCUUUUCUUUGACUUUCAUGUUAAGUCUUUACCCGGCAUCACCAUCUUUAAACAUUCCAGGAUUCUGUUUGCCAAAGGAAAUGUCUGUUUGUAUGCGAUCAUACUUGUAGUCAUAUUGUCUAAACAUAUGUUUACAUUGUUUACCUUUUUGUAGGGUUGAGUACAGGGUUAACUAUGUAAUGGAUUUACCUGUAGAGUUUCUGCUGUUUGGGACUCCUCAUCUGCAGCAUUAAGCCCAUCGUCUUUUUUAUUUUAUAAACUUAACUACAAAGGUCAGAAUAAUUGUAUAUUUAAAAUGAAGAUGCACUUGGCAUUUAUUUAAGAUGUGUUCUACUUGCUCAGUUGUUGAUGUUGCUAACCUGACAUCCUGCUACGCAUCUUUAAUUGCUUCAGUUAAUAACAGUUUCUGAGGUGGAGGUGUUAUACUCAGUCAGUUUGUGGAUGAGUUUUGCUGCAGAUUAUGUUUGGCUGAACUUAUCAGAUAUACUAACAUAUAAUGUAGGAUAUAGUGCAUUUCUUGUAUGAAGAGUAGCCUACAGUACUAUCAGGUUUGUAAUAUUCCAAAAAUAAUUUAUCCUAUUCUAAGGUGUGAGGAAGGUUAUAUAUUUUUGCUCUUUGUGUUAGUCAAACUAAACAAAAUAAGUGGGGAAAAGGGGCCAGAAUCAGUUUUUUAUAUAUAUAAAAUUGGGCAAGAGUAGGGCCAAAUAUUUGAAUAUCUCCUUGUACAAUCUAUAAUAUAUUUUUGGUUGUUGUUUUUAUGACAGUGUAGAAAUGUUUUACUGCAUGGAAGAAAUAAAAACCUAAGAAACACUA